Mobula hypostoma (lesser devil ray) is the source of this 6412-nucleotide messenger RNA. Its product is annotated as potassium voltage-gated channel subfamily KQT member 1. The record is from RefSeq and is a predicted model, not a curated record. Gene Ontology annotation, molecular function: voltage-gated potassium channel activity. The transcript has 17 exons. Gene Ontology annotation, cellular component: membrane; voltage-gated potassium channel complex. Gene Ontology annotation, biological process: potassium ion transmembrane transport. NCBI's taxonomy places the organism in Eukaryota, Metazoa, Chordata, Chondrichthyes, Myliobatiformes, Myliobatidae. Bases 109 to 2052 code for a protein of 647 amino acids.
GAGAGAUCAGUCUCGCAACAGCACCCAGUCACCGCCUGCUUUGCUUUGCUGUGCUCGGUCUGACGCCCGAAGCUCUGACCCGCCUGCUUGGGCGUCCCUCCCACCCUGAUGUCCUCCGAAACCAAAUCACGAUGGAGUGGCUCCCCUUCCCAGGCGAGCGGAGCGGUCUGCAGACCGACCAUGUUGGAGAUGUCCGAGAACACGAACAUACAGAGGAGCAGCAACCCCGAAUGCACGGCAGACAAGUUUCCAGAGAGCCCAGGAGCCGAUGAGGUGAUCAUUGACCCCCCUAUUCCCCCUAAAGCUAUCACCCUACCGAACCAGAUGUCGUUGUACAGCACUCAGAAGCCCUUCUUCUCUAAGGUCAACAUCCAAGGCAGAACAUACAACUUCUUAGAACGGCCCACCGGCUGGAAAUGUUUCAUCUACCACUUCACAGUAUUUCUUAUUGUUUUGGUUUGCCUCAUCUUCAGUGUCAUGUCAACAAUCGAACAAUACCAUUACUUUGCCAACAGAGCUCUCGUGUGGAUGGAGAUUGUAUUAGUGGUGUUCUUUGGAACUGAGUACAUCGUCCGACUAUGGUCAGCAGGCUGCCGCAGUAAAUACGUUGGAUUCUGGGGAAGGCUACGCUUUGCAAGGAAGCCCAUCUCAAUUAUUGAUCUCAUAGUGGUGGUGGCUUCGGUGAUAGUCCUCUGUGUGGGUUCGAAUGGGCAAGUCUUUGCAACGUCAGCCAUCAGGGGCAUUCGUUUUCUGCAGAUUCUUCGAAUGCUGCAUGUCGAUCGGCAGGGUGGCACCUGGAGACUUCUGGGAUCGGUUGUCUUUAUUCAUCGGCAGGAGCUGAUCACCACGCUGUACAUUGGCUUCCUGGGCCUCAUCUUUUCUUCCUACUUUGUAUAUCUGGCUGAAAAAGAUGCAGUGGAUGACAGUGGCUCCCAGCAGUUUGGCAGCUAUGCAGAUGCACUGUGGUGGGGUGUGGUAACUGUUACAACAAUUGGAUAUGGAGAUAAGGUCCCUCAGACCUGGAUUGGUAGAACCAUUGCUUCAUGCUUCUCUGUAUUUGCAAUUUCCUUCUUCGCUCUUCCUGCGGGGAUUCUUGGUUCGGGUUUUGCUCUCAAAGUUCAACAAAAGCAGCGACAGAAGCAUUUUAACCGUCAGAUUCCAGCAGCCGCUUCACUUAUUCAGACAUCAUGGAGGUGCUAUGCAGCAGAAAACCAUGAAUCUGCAACAUGGAAAAUGUAUGUUCGGCAACCUAGCAAAUCCUAUGUUCCAUCUCCAAGUCCAAAGACAAAGAAACCAGUGGUGAAAAGAAAGAGAAUGAAGUCUGAUAAAGACAACGGAUUGAAUUCUGAGAAAUCACUGAAUGUGCCCAAUAUCACGUAUGACUAUGUUUUCGAUAAGGAUGACAAGAAAUAUGAAAAUUCAAAUAUCGAUGGAUAUGAUUCAUCAGUGAAGAAAUCGCUGGGGAUGCUUGAUGUGAACAGUGGAACAUUGUCGAGGACAAACAGCUACGGAGAUGACCUUGACCUCAUCGAGGGAGAGCCAGCACUGGCCCCCAUCACACAUGUUUCGCAGCUGAGGGAUUCCCACAGGAUCACCAUCAAGGUGAUUCGCAGGAUGCAGUAUUUUGUAGCAAAGAAGAAAUUUCAGCAAGCCAGAAAGCCUUAUGAUGUCAGAGAUGUAAUCGAGCAGUAUUCUCAGGGUCAUCUCAACCUGAUGGUGCGAAUCAAGGAACUGCAGAGAAGGCUAGACCAGUCCUUGGGAAAACCAACAAUGUUCCUAUCUGUGUCAGAAAAGAGCCAGGACAGGGGAAAGAACACAAUUGGAGCUAGACUUAACAGAGUGGAAGAGAAGGUUGUGGACAUGGAUCAGAAACUAAACGCCAUCACAGACAUGCUGCACCGAUUGGUUGCCAACCAGGAGGGACAUUCACACUUGCAGGCUCAGCAAAUGCCGCAGGGAACUGUUUCACAACGUGUUUCCUCGAGACACAGCUCUCUACCCAGCUAUGAGCAGCUGACAGUGCACAGGAACGACCAAGACAACAUGGCCUAAUCCUCGACCCUCUGGUGUUUCAAGUUCAACCACAUUCAUGAGAUUGCAAGAGAGACCAUUUGGAUGCUGUGUAGUAAGCCUCAAGGUUAUACACAUAACCGACAUGAACCUUCAGGAGCUGACAAUGCACUGAACAAGUGUGUGAAACUUGAAACCAGCCAUGAUUGGACUCUAUCUGCCUUCUUGACAUAAAUGUCCCUUCUGAUUCUGGUUUAUGGAUUCCAUUGGUUUUACAGAGAGUUCUUCGUAGCAUUCUGUUGGACAUCUCCCAAGCACAUUUCAACGCCCCUCUGGUUACUUGUUUAGGAAAAGGUGAAGGCAAUGCUUGGACUGUCUGUAAGGCUGGAGGAAAAGACUGAUAGCACCCAAUGUUAAGAAAAAUUGUAAUCCUUUUUAGAAUAGAUUUGUUUUAAAUGCAAAAUUCAAAAUAUUGUAUGGUUGAUGAAAGAUGUAUGAACGCUAACUCAGUGUCAGUGCAAUCUUCCCCAAACUGCUCAGUGACAGCAUAACUGUGAAAAUCCACUGUCUCUUUCGUCCAUUCUGCUGUGCAGGUAGACUGACUAGAGGAGUAAUGCACAGGCAAUUUACAUCACAUGUAAAUCUCCAAAAACCCAGCAGGUUGAUGAGCAUCGAUAGGUUCUCUAAAAUGUUUAUCCCAGUUCAUUCCAGAUAGGCCAGGUUGCUGUUUUGUUUUCAGCACCAUAAAGGGAUAAGUAUGUUCUUAUAAAAGCUACAGUAAUCCACACUUCACUUCGAUUAUUAUGAUAGUUUCACUUCUCUCUUUUAUUUUUGAAUGUCUUCAGGCAAGUCAGUUGCUACCUCUGGAGCCACACUUCUCCUUUUAGCUGCAAUAGCAGACCAUCCCCCAGACUGUAAGUACAACCGGAGAUUAAUUUACAAGGGAUUUGCUAGUCCUCAAGUCUGUGGUUAUCCUAGUCUCCCUUAGUGAGCAUCCUCUUUUCCACGCGAUGUGAAGUGGUUUUAUAUUUCAAUGCUCACUGCAGGCAUGAUUUCAAGGAAUUCACUCUGGGGAUUUCUGACAGCAUGAUGUCCAAAUUACCUUAUGACAUGGAAGCGGGUCAUUUCAGAUGAUGCGAUUAUACUAGCUUAAAGGACUCGCCUUCUCAUUCCCAAUCUAAUUUUUCCUGCAAGCCAUGCUCUCUGCCUACUCACCAGUUCCCCUCAGAUUCUAGCAUGCAUCCACAUGCUUGGUGCUUGUUGCAGUGGCCAGUCAACCCAGCAGCCCACAACCCUUUGGGAUGUGGGAGAAAAUCAGAGCACUCGGAGGAAACUCACGUUGUUACAGGAAACUGGAAUCAAAAGCAAAUGACAGUGAAGCAGUCAUCCAUUUAAAAUUUGUGCCAUGAUUUUAUUUCCAUAUACUUCAGUCACAAAUGAGGUGAAGUUGCCAAUAUCUGUCCACCAUUAUAUAACAGGGGACAAUAUUAUGCCCUCUCUUGUCUUUCUGCAGCUGAUUUUUAUAACCUUAAUGUCAUUGUUAUCAGACAGAUUGAAGGAAAAGUACACAAUCUCCCAAACCCUUGAUUACAAAGGACACAUCAGUUUAAUGGUGGGUCCUGUAACAUGUUGAGUUGAAAUUUAACCUGCCUUUGUGAAAUGCUGUCUUUCCAAAUCUGGUGUCAACCUGUCAGGUCAUCCAGGAACCAAAGAUCGAUGAGUCGAGUCUGUUUGUCAAUAACCAAUAUAGUCUGUGACUACAAGCUACCGGAAUUACUGUUGCCCUGUUGCAGCAGCUUAUCAGAAGAUCAGUUGAAUGAUAAAGGUCAAGCAGCUCCAGCUGUUCUAGAAGAUAAAAUUAAUUCAUGAUUGGAUGAGUUAUAAUCCACAGUCAGACACAGAAGAAAUACCAUCACUUUGAAAUCAAUUGAAAUGAAAAUUGGGUGGGAUGUUGAAGGGAUGGGCUUAGCACUGAGGAUUGUAUAGUCAUGUCCUACAAGAGUAUGUAGCAAAGCCUAGAAAAUGCAAAUUACUUGGUCUAUAUUUGGCCAAUAUUGAUAUAAUGGGCCAAAUGAUCUUGGUAAGUAGCAUACAUUUGUAUGAUUUGGUGAGUGGUUAGACAUCCAAAGUUGCCCAUUUCAUGCCUCUGUCCAUCUCCAUUUGAACUUUUUGUGCAUCAUAUUUAGGAGUUAUGGUAUUAAGUCUGUGGAAAGAAUUGAGCUAGGUCUCAGCUACCUUGAAUAAGGGCAGCAGUAAGCAGGUCUGGGAAAUUUACUCUGGCACCUUGGAGCAGGACAAGGGGUUAAAAGGUCAGUCACAAUUCCAAGUAACCACAGUCACGUGGAUAUCUAACAACAUCAACAUUGGGAUUAACUAGGAUCCAGUGCAAGAUCAACUUUCUUGUUGAGGUUCAUAGCAAGGCUUGCACCAUAUGCCACAGUGUGAUGCUGCCAUAGUAUUCCUUCGGAAUGACUCUUCCAAUUUAGAUGACCCCUGCUACUUUCGGCAGGUGGCAGUGUGUGAAAUGAUUACCAGAUUGGCAGCCCCUUACCAGCUAAAUGCAACUGAAGGAAUGAGUAAAUUUUCGUAAUUUGUGCUUUCGCAACACUAGGUGCUGGAAAAAAACGGGAGUAUUCUUCAAAUUUAGAACAUCACUGCAAUGGACCAUAAUUCAUCUACCAACACCCUCACAGCCCUAUGAAUUGAUAUUAAGAAAGAGGAUGAGAGGAGACUGCUUUCACAAUGGAAGAGCGUAAUACUUCAACCAAACUAGUCCUGGAAAUCAAACCUGGAAGUUUUCUCUAAGGAGUUGAUUCAUGUGUGCUGCCUCUUUGAGAGAUGGGAGAGCACAAUAUGUAAAUGAAAAUGGAGCCAUUGUGUCAACCAUAGAUAUAGCUCAAAAGACUUGCAAAACAGGAAACCGAUGAUAUUCUAAGAAGCUAGAGAAAAUCAGUGAAGUCCAGUACAUCUCAAAUGUGUAAAUGAUGCCAUGAUUAUUGCACAAAGCACUAUAACUAAUCGUUUUCUUUUUAAGGAUGAAAUCACUUGGUGCCUGCCAAGAUCAUUGAUGCUGUAUAGAAGGAUCUGUUUGCAAUUGACAACUACUGAUGCUGGCAUGCCAAGCUACAAAAUGAUUAAAGAGUCCUUUUAUCUUUGUGUAAAAAAAAACAGAAUAUAUAUUGCAGAUUUUUUACUGGUAUAAACAACCUGGGGUAUCUUGUAAUUUUUAUAAAUUCUCCUCAUCAAAUUAAAUUGAUUCAAUUACAUCCAUUAUUUUAGUAAGAACUGAUUCCUUCCUUGUCACUUUCUCAUUGCCCUCCCUUCCUUCUGUGUUCUACCCUGUUUUGACCUUCUUUUUUCACACUCCAUUCAUUCCUGUCUUCCUCUAAUAGCCUCCUCCUUAUUCAUUCGCAAGGUAUGGGCAAUGCCAGUAUUUUUGGCCUUUCCAAUUUCACUUAAGGUUAUUGGUGAUUAACGAUUUUCUUGAAGCAUUGCUGUUUUUCUUCCUUCUAUCUCCUCUAUCUCUUUCAUUGCUUUCUGUUUUGCCUUUCCACCAUCUUCAUUUUUUGCAUCUCUCUGUCCUUUUAGUCUCUCCCAAUUCCUUACCUUCCUCUUCCCAUUCUCUCCCUGCUUCAGCCUGUUUCUUUUCACUUUACUAUCUGUUCACCUAUUCCAUUUCCCUUCCUUGCCUUCAUCCUUCUCCUCGCCCAUUUCCAGGACAUCUUUUGGUUCUGUGCUGAGUAGACAAAGAUUUCAAUGAUUUGUUAGGCUCUUUUCCCUGCAUUUCAAUCCAGUGCAAAUGUGCAGCUCACAAACCUACCUACAGAUGAAGCAAAUUAUCUGGGACUCAGGCUAUGAUUUAUAAGCUCAAUUUUAUAAGAUGCUUUCUUUUUUUAACUCAAAUAUUGUGUGUAAAUUUGAAGAUGCCAAUUAGGUAUCAAGCCUCAAAUAAAAACAAAAGCUCUGUUAAUUGUGGCCUGGUUUUAAAUGACACUUGUCUUGACACAGCACAUAAAAUCCUGUGAAAGAGGCCCUCAUGAAACAAUGUGCACAUUCAGCAGAGUUAAGUUCAUUUUUCCCCAAUCUGAUUUACUGACCAUUGUCUAUUUUUAUAUAUAGUUUGGAGGAUUUGGGAAAUAUUGUUAAUCAUACUCAUUCCCAAAUUAAAACUUAAUUAUCUUUCAAAGUAAACAUUCCCAUUCAUUAAUUUGCUUUCUUAGUAAAAUAUAGUACAGAAACAGCCCCUUUGGCCCAUCUAGUCUAUGCCAAACCAUUUAAGCCGCCUACUCCCAUCAACCUGCAACAGGAUCAUAGCUCUCCAUACCCCUACCAUUCAUGUACCUAUCCAAACUUUUCAAAUGUUGAAAUCGAGCUUGUAUGCACCACUUGUGCUGGCCACUCG